Cotesia congregata is the source of this 4213-nucleotide messenger RNA. The record is from the annotation of a GenBank genome assembly. NCBI's taxonomy places the organism in Eukaryota, Metazoa, Arthropoda, Insecta, Hymenoptera, Braconidae.
AUGGUGCAUGUGAGGUUCAAUUCACAACGGUGAUCUCAUCAUCAUCAUCAUCAUCAUCAUCAUCUUCAUCAAAAAAAGAGCGAUGGGGAAUGCAUCAGCUAAGAAUGCAAGAAGACUAUCAACUUCUACCGGAAGUAACUCCAAGAGAGUCCACUGGGGUGGUCCAGGAGUUCCAGCACCACCUGGAAAGCCAGUCCUAAUUCCUGGAUCAUCAGACGACGCUCAACCGGACAUUGUCGGCAUUCGCUGGGAACGAUCGCCAAGUAAUGGUGGUGCUCCGAUAAUUGGAUAUUUAGUCGAACACCGACGCAUGGGGUCGCCUCAUUGGGUCAGAUCGUCGCCAAACCUUUGUCCAUUUCCUGAAUUGACUCUCAGUGGACUAGAACCAGGAUGGAGGUAUCAGUUUCGCGUGAGAGCGCAAAAUAGCUUAGGAAUCUCUCAACCGAGUGAACUGUCAGAUCCGCUGACAGUUACGCUUCAAAGAUCGGCAGCUACUAUACCACACUUUGAAUUGGAACUUAAAGACACUACUGCACUUGAAAAUGAACAGGCAGAAUUUGUUGUAAAAUUUUCCGGGUUACCAAUUCCAAAAAUUUCAUGGUUCAAAGACGGCUUUGAAAUUUUUAGCAGUAGAAGAACAAGAAUAGUGACAGAGAACGGUAAAAGUACACUUCUUAUCCAUCAAACAGCGUUGAAUGAUGAAGGUGAAAUAAAAUGCACGGCUACGAAUCGUGCUGGGCACAUUAGUACUCGCGCGAAACUUAUUCUCGAAGCUGCACCACGAAUACGGCUUCCCAGGCAGUAUGAAGAUGGACUCCUCUUCGAGCAAGAUGAAGCAGUCAGACUGAAAGUAUCCAUAGCAGGGAAACCUGCGCCUAAUGUCACCUGGUUACACGACGGUGAAGUUAUAAAACCAGAUGAUAGACACAUUAUCGAUGCGGCUGACAGUGGAGAGUGCUCAAUGAGGAUACCUGCGGCUAGGAGAAAAGACCGCGGAGAGUACACCGUGAAAGCUGUUAAUAAGCUUGAUCGUCCAUCAGCACCAGGAAAGGCAAAAAUUGCAAUGACCUUGGGCAGAUCCGUGACAUUGUCUUGGAGCGAACCUGAAGAUGAUGGUGGCUGCAAAAUAGGAACAUACAUUAUUGAGUAUUAUCGGAUUGGUUGGGACGUCUGGCUAAAAGCUGCAACUUGCCGGCAACCAACGACAACCUUGAGCGAGCUCAUUGAGGGCUCGGAGUAUAAAUUUCGCGUUAAAGCUGAAAACCCAUAUGGUGUUAGUGAUCCAAGUGAAGAAAGUGAUGUCAUCUUCAUUCCAGACCCAAAACGAGGAAUACAUGCACCACCUUUACGACCAGAUAAAUCACAAAGUCAACGAGAGAUCCACCGAGGCAGAACUGAAAGACGUGAUCAAAGUGAACCGGCUAAGAGAACUCGUAGCUUAACACGUGAAGAAGCGAUUCGUGAUAGUCAUGCUAAUGAAUUUCAGACUCCACCUUCCAGAUCAGCAUCCGCACAUAAAUUAGUUUUGGGCCCGCCACCCAAACCCCCGCGUGCUGAUAGCAGAGUUACUUUUUCAGAUACCGUUUUUUUGCAUCUCGAAAAGCCUCUUGAAGACGAUGAUGUACCGACAAUCAUUGUACCAGAGAAACUACCAAGUCCUCCAGUGCUUACAAGACAAGCCACAAUAGACACUUUCGAAAGGCCAUAUGUCCUACCAAUCGAAAAAUCCCCUUCUCCACUUCCGCCAAUACAAGCUCACAAAGAAGAAAACCGUCUGAAUAAACCCACCCGACCUUUUUUACCCCGCGAGGCAACAGAAGACGAAGACGAUACAAAAUUCCGUGACAGUUCCGAAAUAAUGCUCGUACUUUACCCAGACGAGGAUGCUUCACCAGGAAAGCGCAAUCCUUUGGUCAGAUCAUCUUCAGACGGCGAAGCCGAAGCUGAAGAAGACGAAGAUUUACUUCCACCCCCAAUGUCCCUAUCGUUGCCCGAAUUAUUCAGCGCGAACCACCAAGUGGUCGAAAUUCUCCGCGAAGCUGUAAGUUCCACAGAAUUACUCCACGAGCGUGCAAUGGAGCGAUUUUACAAAGCAGUGGCUGUCGAAGAAGCUGAGGCUGCUAAAAAAAGUGACUCGGUAGUAGACAAACCCAAAGAAGGCUUGGACUUCAUUUCAGGUCGCUUGAGAAGCACCCGAUUGAAAAGAAGACCUUCCUCAGGUUCUCCAGUUGGAACUCAGGCUAAAAACAAAUGGACCCGCCGGCGGUCCAGCGAAGGACAAACUUCUCCUCAAUUACGCAACCUUCCUCCAAGUUUAAUGUUACCCGCGCCUCAGAUAAUUGCCUCAGAUCCCAAUUUGCAUGAAGAAGAUCCCCCAGAAGUUCUCAAGCCAGCUUCUCCAGCAACUCUUGCUAGCUUACACCACUGGGACGAUAAAAAUAUGCCUUUAGUUCCUGAACAUCACGCGGAAGAAUUUAUGCUGGAGCCUUCUGAAGAAUCUUUCACCCGAAUUGAGUACCGGCGCGAUGUAAAAACUCCUGAUAGAGAAAUUGCGUAUGAUUCUAUUGUCGCUGAUGAUUACGAAGAGUCUACUGAUGCAGAAUCUGAACCUGAAAGCGACUCAAGUGAAGAUUUAAGGACACUCAAGUCCAGGAUUCUCGCCCAGCCGAUUAUGGACGAGGAGGACACUUAUCAUCCGCGUGGGCGGCCUAUUUUAUAUGUACCACCUCCUGAUCCUGAGCAUAGGGUUCAAACAAUUGAUAUUGUCCCAGCCAGGCCUUUUUAUAAUGUCUCUCCCAAUAAUAACAAUAACAACAACAAUAGUAAUCAAAUUCAGCCUAAAUCUAUUUUAAAAAAACGUACGGAGGAAGAUCCAGUUCCUUUAAAUAGCUUCGGAAGACCAAUUCCUCCGGAAAAACCAAUAGAACGCCAGGAGAAAAAAGAAGUUCCUGUGGAACCUCCUGUUACCUUGAGGAAGAAAUCAGUAACUGAUUUGUCUGAUGGAGCAGUUGCUAAUAAUAAUAAUAAUAAUAAUAAUAAUAAUAAUAAUAAUAAUAAUAAUAAUAAUAAUAAUAAUAAUAAUAAUAAUAAUAGUAAUACUCCUGUUAUGUCAGAGUUAGAUAGUGAUAAUGCAAGUCUUUUAAAUGCUGCUGAAGUUGCUAAAAAUAGGAGGCGCUCUAAUCAAAAACCAGUUGUUGAGAAGAAAUCUUCUGUUGAAGAAAAAGAAGAUCUGGAAGCUAGGCAGGCUGUUGUUGAUCAUUAUAUGGAAAUUGUUAGGGAAUAUUCUCUAAGUCAUGCUGUUCAUCCUGUUAAUUAUUCUAGAUAUUCUUCUAAUACUUCCAAUGGAGCUAUUACUACUACUACUAAUAAUAAUAAUAAUAAAAAUAAUAAUGUUAAUGAUAAUAAUAAUAAUAAUAAGGAGAAUAAUAAAGUAAAUUCUGGAUUAAUUCCAAGUUUGAAUAUUCAGACAAAACAAAUUGAAAAUAUUACGUCGAAAAAAGAAGAAAUGGGAAGAAGAAAUAAUUUAACAAGAGUUACAACUGUUGAUAGUUCUUCUUCUUCUUCUAUUCCAAGUGCAAAUAUGGGGCAGGAAAAUUUGAGAUCCAGCAGAGGACUUUCUAGAAAUAAUGAAGCUACAAUAUCGAGAUCUAGAAAUGUUUCUACGGAAAGAAUGAGGUCGUCUUCGAAAACUAGAAUAUCAGAAGUGGAUAAAGGUCCGUCGAGGUCUUCUUCUAGAAAUAGGAAGCGUGAUCUUUCAGGAAAUAGAGAAGCUGGGUCGAGAUCAUCUUCGAAGCAGAGAGGAGAGACUAGGAAGAUUUCUUCGAGGAAUAGUUCUAGGGAGAGAUUCAAAGCUGUUGAUGUUAGUCCAAGUGAUUCGGAAACUUCUCAGAGGAUUGUGGGGAAGAAAAUUAGUAGGGAGAGACCGGAGAGAUUUAGGAGGAACUCGAGGGCCUAUGAUAGGCCUGAUAAGAACAGGCUGGAGGCUUCAGGUGUUAUUAGUGAGCGACUGAUGGCUGAAGCUCAUAUUAAUGUCAGGUCUUCGGUUAGCUAUGUUAUUGAUUUGAUUAUUCUUAUGGCUGCUAUUUAUCUUUAUUUGUUUAAAAAUGAACUUUUUGCGAUUCCGUUUAUAUUUCUUCUUAUCUAUCGGCAAGUUGAGGAAGAUAUCAGAGGAUGGAUUCCUAAAUGGUGGAAGGCGAAACCGAAAGAUAAUUGA